AUGAAGGGAAGCAACUAUAGGAUUUCCUAUAUGAAAGUUAUUACAUAUUCUCUCCUCUUAUGGUCGUCGCAAUAUGCCCAUAAGUCACCCAAUACCCUAUGUAAUCAGUCAUGUUAUAAGCGCAGCAACAGAUUACUGAGCCAGAGUACAAACUAUACAGGAAUAGAUGAGACACCUGUGAGAUAUGAAUUUGGUGAUUACGAUCAAGAUGAUGCAUUUUAUAAUAUGUCAAGAAGAAUGAACAGUGCAGUAAAGGAUGAUCAUUUUGAAAGGAAAUUUCAGGCGUUAUGCUCUGAAGAUAAUUUACAGCGUAACUUCCAUUCUAUGAUACACGAUGAUAAUAUAAAGAAGCGAUUUAGUGCAAUAAUGCGUGAGGAAGGUUAUCCGAGGACAUCUGGAAAUUCAAAUAGAAAUAAUGUGUAUUAUGAAACAGAACCUGAUACCAGAGGUGGUAAACAUUGUGAUGAUUGUAGCAGAGGAAGAUCGGGUGGUUAUGAUGAUUACAAAAAAGAGAGUGGCCGUAAGGGUGAUUUGGAUGUAUUAAAAUAUCAUACACAUUCAGGAGGAAAAGGUUACUCAUCAGGAGGAGAUUAUUACAUGGAUAGUGGACAUGCUUCCCGUGAUCAAUCAACCGUUAUGUGGCGCCCCGAUGUAUCUGAAUUUUUAUCCAAUGAUUUUGAUAGACAUGCUCAUCAAUGUCAGCAUAAAGUGCAAACAAACAAAAUCCCUAAUGACUUUAACACCUGUGAUGUUACUCUGAAUACUCACAUGCCACUUCCCCAUAGUAACAGACCAAUGGAAGAACAUGAAAUCAAACACAUAUUGCAAAAAAAAAAAUUAAACAAAAGUACCCCACAAUCCAUGUUAGAAGAUUUUAUUAAAUUUGUAAAAAAAUCGGAUGCAAUGUAUGAAACUGAAAUAUUAAAAAUAAUGACAGAUAGCACUGGUGCUUAUGAUGGCCAACAGAUCGAACAAAAAAAAAAUAAAGGAUUAAUAAGAAUGCUUAAGGAUAAAUUAAUCAUCAUUUCCCCAGUUAUAUCAAUUUCAUUCUUUUUGGCCGUGUUCGCUUUGUUUAAUAUAAUACCUGGUGUUAUCGUAACAUCUAUAAUUCUCCUUGCGACCAUUUCAUAUGUAUGGUACAAAUAUAAAAAGUGCAAACGUAUAAAUAAAAUGUACGGAAUUUAUGACGAGCAAAAAUUAAUGCGGCACAGUGCACAACGAAAAAUGGAAGCACUCAAAUAUUCAAGAUACAUUUCAUAA
Messenger RNA from Plasmodium knowlesi strain H, 1260 nucleotides. RefSeq names its product Plasmodium exported protein, unknown function. The transcript is spliced from 2 exons. NCBI's taxonomy places the organism in Eukaryota, Apicomplexa, Aconoidasida, Haemosporida, Plasmodiidae. The record is from RefSeq and is a predicted model, not a curated record. Bases 1 to 1260 code for a protein of 419 amino acids.